CUUGCGUCACUUGUUGACGUCGCGUUGAUUUCGAGUGGAGGAAUUAUUUAUUUAUAAACUGACGCAAGGGCGCUAAAUCUAAAAUAAACCGCAAAUAAGAUGUAAUAAUCCAUUAUGCAUAUACCGAUGAAGCAGCUUCACGCAUGAGAGCCUUUUCUUACUUUUCUGAUUCUGGUGUAGACGUUACAUCCUUGGAAAAUGGCACCCCGCGUAAAACUGGAGAAAGCCGCUUGGCUGUGGGUGGAAACUGUAAAACCAGAAGACAUAAAGCAGGAACAUGUAGAGCUAGCAUAUCGGAUCAACAUCCCGGCCUGCAACAGAGGAAUCUGCAGGAGGAAUUGCAAGGGGAACCCAAACUGUCUUGUGGGUAUUGGGGAACAGGUGUGGCUUGGAGAGAUUGAUGAAAACACUUUCCAUAACAUUGAUGAUCCAAAUUCAGAACGCAGAGAAAAGAACAUAUUUGUUGGCCUGACCAACCUCGGUGCAACUUGUUACGUCAACACAUUCCUGCAAGUGUGGUUCCAUAACCUGGAGCUUCGUAGGAGCCUUUAUAAGUGCCAAAAUUCAAGGGCACAGGAACACAAUAUUGAUUCUGAUUAUGAGCCCCAGUCAAUAUGUGAGCAUCUACAGUAUCUAUUUGCACUUCUGCAAAAUAGCAACAGAAAGUACAUCGACCCCUCAGGGCUGGUCAAAGCACUGGGUUUGGAUACAGGACAGCAACAGGAUGCCCAGGAGUUUUCCAAUCUUUUCUUGUCCUUGUUGGAGGAGACAUUGUCCAAGGAGAAGAAUCCCAACUUGCAAAAUCUCAUCCAACAGCAAUUCUGUGGGCAGUUCUUCUAUGUCACAAUAUGUAAUCAGUGUGGAAGAUCAUCUGCUUUGCCAUCCCGGUUCUAUGAGCUGGAGCUGAAUAUUCAGGGCCACAAAAACCUCACAGAAUGCAUCACAGAGUUCCUCAAGGAAGAAAAGCUGGAUGGAGAGAACCGCUACUUCUGUGAAAAUUGCCAGAGUAAACAAAAAGCCACCCGCAGGAUCAGACUCCACAGCCUUCCUCCAACGCUUAACCUGCAGCUCAUGCGCUUUGUCUUUGAUAGACAAACCGGUCUUAAGAAGAAGCUGAACACUUUCAUCAACUUUCCUGAGCAACUGGACAUGGAACCGUUCUUGGAACGAAAACUAGACCAGAAAUGUGUCUACGAGCUAAGUGCAGUGCUAAUCCACCGAGGAAUCAGUGCCUACUCUGGACACUACAUUGCCCAUGUGAAGGAUGCUCUAACUGGUGACUGGUACAAAUUCAAUGAUGAAGAGAUAGAAAAAAUGGAAGGAAAGAAGCUCCAGCUUGGUAUCGAAGAGGACAUUGCUGAGACUGGCAAAACACAAUCACGAAAACCAAAAUGCAGUAAAGGCUACCACUGCUCUAGAAAUGCCUACAUGCUGGUGUAUAAACUCCAGGAAGAGGAGAGCUCGGAUUCCUUGAGGACAAAUGUUGAAGUCCCAUCAUUCCUUCAGAAAUUGGUAGACCAAGAUAACCAUAAAUUCGAAGAGUGGUGCAUGGAGAUGGCCAACAUGAGAAAACUGAGUGUGGAUAAGGGCAGGGCCAAGCAUGAAGAGGUGAAAGAGCUCUACGACCUUUUACCUGCAAAAGAUGGAGAACCAUAUGAAUUUAUUCCCCUGGACUGGCUGAAGAAAUGGCUUGACGACUCAACUGCAACAAAAGAAAUUGAUACCUCCAUCUUUCUUUGUUCUCAUGGAAAACUGCACCCAGACAAGAUGGGAGAAAUCAAGAGGGUUUCGCUGCAAGCUGCAAAACUCCUGUAUGAACGCUACGGGGGUGGGCCAAGACUUGAUGGUUCCUCUCUGUGUAGAGACUGCGUCAGCGAGCGAUGCAGGGUUCUGCGGCUAAAAAAGCAACUUGAUGAAGACUACAAGGAAAUUUCAAAUCUAGUAAAACGCAUGCCCAGUAGUGAGGGCUACUGGGUGGGCAAGGCAUCUUUGCGUAGCUGGAGGCAGUUGGCUUUGGAACAACUAGAAGAAGAUGAUCAUGAAUCCAGACACAGCAAUGGCCAGACCAAUGGCCAGGGACCAUACACUAACAACAAGUUUGACCUGGAUGUCUCAGGUGGUGCUGAAGAUGAGACCGAGACGUUCAAUGAAGAUAUUAUUUGCAAUCAUGGAGGGCUGAGUAUUCUGGAGGCUGAGCGGAAGUUGGUAUCGACUGAAGUUUGGACUAAACUGAGAGAAUACUUUCCCAAAGCCCCAGAAUUCCCUCACAUUCAAGAGCCAUGUCGGCAGUGUCUGACUUUAGAGCAGGAGGAAAAGGACAACGAGGCAGUCAGUAAAAUGAUGGCUCUUGACCAGAAGAACCAGCUACUCAACCUCUUCCAUGAAAAGAACCGGCCGACGCUCAUCAAGUGGCCUCAGGGCACAGAUAGACUUUACAUCGUUCCUCUGUUUUUUGUGGAAGAGUGGAGAAAGUUUAUCAGGAGACCCACAAAAUCUUCUCCAGUGUCUAAUGUGGGCAACUCAUUGCUUCUCUGUCCUCACGGCGGCUUCAUGUUCACCUUUGACUCCCUCAUCAAUGGAGAGGCCCAACAUAUAGCUCUGUUGUGGCCUAACGAAUGGGAAGUGAUCAGCAGACUCUUCAUCGUUGACAAGCCAAUAGUUAUCCACUGUGUGAGACAGACCACAGCAGAUAGCUCCACCACGCAAUACACCACCCAGCCUGAUCUAUGCUGGGAGUGCAGAGAGAGCUUCCUGUUCCAGCAGCAGAGGGACCUGAGAGAGUAUACCCAGGCAACUGUCUACAUACGCAAAGUCAUUGAAGACAAAAUGACAGCAAAAGAUGGUACCCCAGAACUGAAUGCUUGCAGCUCUGAAGCAGAAGAGGAGAGGGAAGAGCUUCCAAAAGUGGAUGGAGACAAAGACCCAGACUUCAGUCAGUCACAAGAUGGUGCAAAGCGGAUGAAAUUGAAUGACAGCUGUGAGGCUUCAGCAGCUACUAUUUCUGGAACCAGUAUGAUCAAAUCAGGAGGAAUCAGAAGAAGUACCCGCCACAGGAAACUUAGAGGAGAGAAAGCACUCAUUGUUUCAGCAAAUCAGACACUAAAAGAGCUGAAGAUUCAAAUUAUGCACGCCUUUUCUGUGGCUCCAUUCGACCAGAACCUCUCUAUCGACGGAAAAGGUCUUACAGAUGACUCGGCCACAUUAGGCAGCCUGGGUGUUAUCCCAGAAUGCAUCAUCUGUUUGAAGGCUGAUGAACCAGUAACAGAUUAUGCCGCAAUGGAUGAUGCCUAUCAGGAGCAGCUACGAAGAACGGGCCCCUGGGCUGAUCUGAGCUGCUCCCAGCUGGGGUUGAUCAUCUGGUGCUUGGGCUGGAGCGGAGCUUGGGCUGUCAGUGAGAAUGCCUGAGGAGGGGUUUAAAGGUACAGGCCUCCUUGGGCACUGACACUGCUGUAGCCAUAGCUAGAUUCCAUGGAAAUUGGAGGAAAAAUGCUUGAAUAUGUGAAGUGUCAAUAUAUAAAUAAGUGCUUUAUUUUUUUUAUGUUAUGGCUAGGUUUUCUUUGAUAAAACUGUGACUAUGUUGUAAAGAAUCUGUUUUCCUUUAUAUAAGGAUGGCUGGUUUUUUAAAAAAGUUUUUAAAGUUCAAAGUUUGUUAAUUAAAGUGUUUGUUCUUACUUCAGGCUGACCAAUCUGAACAAGUUGAAAGAAAGGGAAAGAACCUGUUGUUCUCCAGAUUGUGGCUUUAGUUUAGUUUGACUGUUGGCCAAGAAAAGUAGCUAGUUCUUUUUCUUUAAAUUAUAGGUAAAGAAAAAUGUAAGACAAUGUUUCAUCUUUCCAUUAUGUGGAGGCUUGUGUACUUACUGGUCAAUUUACAGAAUUGUAAAAAACAAUGCACAUGUAAUUAGCAAAACUCUUAAAUGUGGGAACAUUUACUAGCUCGACAUCAUAACAUCAAAUCAGUACCAUACACAUUAUCAUUCAGAAACUUGGGGAAAAAAACUGCUAGAGAUGUGUAGAAGUUUUUCCCCUUAAGUUUCAACAGUAAAAUAUGAAUUAAAAGUAAAAAAAUUAAUAUAAAUAGUUACAUGUCCAGUUCUUUUCCCUGUUAUUUCUUAUGGACAAUAAAGCUAUUUUCAAGGCUC
Molecule: messenger RNA, 4139 nt
Organism: Fundulus heteroclitus (mummichog)
Lineage: Eukaryota; Metazoa; Chordata; Actinopteri; Cyprinodontiformes; Fundulidae
Gene: usp48
Product: ubiquitin specific peptidase 48
Exons: 29
Coding region: 199-3405 (1068 amino acids)
Biological process (GO): protein deubiquitination
Cellular component (GO): cytosol; nucleus
Molecular function (GO): protein binding; cysteine-type endopeptidase activity; cysteine-type deubiquitinase activity
Source: RefSeq, a predicted model, not a curated record